GAAACUCUUAAAAAGGAAAAAAAAACCCAAAAAACAAAUCGGUAACAUUAUAUCUGUAAACAACAAAAGAUUGAUGACACAAAUGUACAAAACACCUAGAAGGUUUUUCGUUUCGCUGUUUGCCAUGUCGGUUUUUUGAAAUGCUUCAAGAUUUAAUUUCUUGUGAAAUCGCCUCUUAAAAUAAUUAAAGAUAUUUCAUAUGAAAACCCGAUAUCUGUAAAACACCAGAACAUCAGACGUGUGUGGCAUGAAUGGAUUUCUACUUGAGAUACAUCAUGAAUAUCAAUAAUCUUUUAAAGACGAAAGGAAGAUGUUGUCAAUAAUAGAUAUAAACAUGUUUAUAUAAUAUAUCUGUGAUGAAUAACUGUGAAAUACUUUGUUCUGAACUGAGAUAAAUAGCGAUAUAUUACAUUUACAAGGAAAUUUGUAACCUUCAGAUAUAAAAAGAAACACAAUAGAUAUAAACAUGUUUAUAUAAUAUAUCUGUGAUGAAUAACUGUGAAAUACUUUGUUCUGAACUGAGAUGAAUAACGAUAUAUUACAUUUACAAGGAAAUUUGUAACCUUCAGAUAUAAAAACACAAGAAAAAAAUAUAUUUAUUGUGGUAGUAUCAGAAACAUUACAGAACAAUGAGUUAUGUGAGAAAGGAUGGCUUAUUUCCUGAAGAGAUGACAAAAGAAAGAGAAAAAUUAUAUCAUUGUGAUAUCUGCAAAACGUCUUUCUCUCAGAGAGAUAACAUAACUACUCAUAAAUGCAUUUCUACUCGAGAGAAACCAUAUCGCUGUGAUAUAUGUGGCGAGUCAUUUACAGUAAAGAGUAAUUUAAUUAGACAUAAUUACUCUCAUACAGGUGAGAAACCAUAUCACUGUGAUAUCUGUGGUAAGUCAUUCUCUCAAAAAAGUAUCUUAACUACUCACAAACACAUUCAUACAGGUGAGAAACCACAUCACUGUGAUAUCUGUGGGAAAUCAUUUGCAGUAAUUAGUGUCUUAAUAGCUCAUAAACGCAUCCACACAGGAGAAAAACCAUACUGCUGUGAUAUAUGUGAUAAGUCAUUCACUGUAAGGAGUAGCUUAAUCACACAUAGAUACUCUCACACAGGCGAGAAACCAUAUCACUGUGAUAUCUGUGGUAAGUCAUUCUCUCAGAAAUGUAGUUUAACUACACACACACGUAUUCAUACAGGUGAUAAGCCAUAUCACUGUGAGAUCUGUGGUAAAUCGUUCACUACUAAUGGUCUCUUGAUUGCUCACAGGCGCAUUCAUACUGGAGAAAAACCGUAUCACUGUGAUAUAUGUGGUAAAAAAUUCUCUCAGACAAGUAAUUUAAUCCAUCAUAAAUAUCUUCACACAGGAGAUAAACUCCAUCAUUGUGAUAUAUGUGGUAAAUCAUUGUCUAGCAGAAAUAAUUUGGUAAAUCACAAACGUAUUCACACAGGAGAGAAGCCAUAUUGCUGUGAUAUAUGUGGCGAGUCAUUCUCUAGAAGUAGUAUCUUGACUAUGCACAAACACAUUCACACGGGAGAGAAGCCAUAUCACUGUGAUGUCUGUGGUAAAUCGUUCUCUAGAAGUAGUCUCUUAACUAAGCACAAAUACAUACAUACAGGUGAGAAACCAUAUCACUGUGAUAUUUGUGGUAAAUCGUUUGCUGUGAAUGGCACUUUGACUAAACACAAACUCAUUCAUAAUGGAGAGGAAACCUCAUUGUGACAUUAUCAUUUUCAUCAUCAACAUUUAACGUCUGUUUUCAAUGGGUUGUAUGGCUUGGCAGGAACUGACGAGGUUAGGGGAUGCACCAGGUUCCAUAGUCUGUUUUGGCUUGGUUUCUAUGCCUGGAUAACUUUCCUAAUGCCAACCACUGUACAGAGUGUACUGGGUGAUUCAGACACAGCCCCAUCACGAGUGCUUUUUACAUAACACCUUGGUAUCAGGACCUCAAUUCGUUGUGGUGGGCAGGUAUUCUCCAGUACAGAUGAUCUGGGGUGGGGACUAUAUCUUGGAAAUCUGCCGGCCCAAUGGUUUCCCUUCAUGGCAGAGUUAAUAGUCAAGACUAUUUAAGCAUUUUAUCUGAUCAGAUUCAUCUUAUGGUUGCGGAAAUCUUUCCAGAGGGAAAGACAAUCAUCCUUCAGGAUGCUAAUGCACCAAUUCACACAGCUAAAGUUGUUGCUGAAUGACACGAAGAACACUCUAGUGAAGUUGAACAUCAUAUCUGGCCACCACACCACCCAGAUCUCAGUAUUAUUGAACAUUUAUGGUGCAUUUUAGAAAAACAAGUAAGGAGUCAAUAUCCUCCAACAUCAUCACUACCAGAACUGGAGACUGUUUUAGCUGAAGUAUGGACAAAAAUUCCUUUGGAAACAAUUUAAUCUUUGUAAAAAUCAAUAGCUCAUAGAAUUCAAGUUGUAAUUACUGCCAAAGGCAGUCCUACACCGUAUUAAAAUAAAUUUGUUUGAAAUUUUAA
Molecule: messenger RNA, 2460 nt
Organism: Octopus bimaculoides (California two-spot octopus)
Lineage: Eukaryota; Metazoa; Mollusca; Cephalopoda; Octopoda; Octopodidae
Biological process (GO): regulation of gene expression
Cellular component (GO): nucleus
Source: RefSeq, a predicted model, not a curated record